This is a messenger RNA of Cottoperca gobio, 768 nucleotides long. RefSeq names its product claudin 10d (gene cldn10d). The transcript is spliced from 5 exons. Lineage: Eukaryota; Metazoa; Chordata; Actinopteri; Perciformes; Bovichtidae. Gene Ontology annotation, molecular function: structural molecule activity. The record is from RefSeq and is a predicted model, not a curated record. Gene Ontology annotation, cellular component: bicellular tight junction; membrane. The coding region runs from base 1 to 768 and encodes 255 amino acids.
AUGAAGUACAGGACGCUGGUGAUGUACAUGGAGAUCGGCUGUUUCGUGUCCUGCCUGUGUGGCUGGAUACUGGUGUGUUCCACUCUUCCCACAGAGUACUGGACUUUCUCCGAGGUGGGCAGCAUCGUGCUGACAACCUCCAACUACUACUCCAACCUGUGGAAGGACUGCAUCUCAGACACCACGGGGGUGUCCGACUGCAAGGACUACCCUUCCAUGCUGGCCCUGCCUGCGUUCCUACACGCAUGCAGAGCGCUCGCCGUCUGUGCCGUCAUCACGGGUUUCUUUGGAGGCGUCCUCACACUCAUAGGGAUGAAAUGCACUAAAAUAGGUGGAUCGGAGAUUGCCAAUGCGAGGGUGACCUUCGCAGGCGGUAUAACCUACCUGGUUUCAGGAUUCUGUGGUAUGAUCACGUACUCAUGGUGGGCCAACAGACUUGUAACAGAAUUCUUGGAUCCAAAUUUCAGAGCACAGAAAUUUGAAAUUGGAGCAGCUGUUUUCAUUGGCUGGGGAGGCUCCAUUCUUCUCCUCUCUGGAGCGACAGUGAUGACUUACUUCUCUGGAAAAGAAGGUCUGCCAAGAUCUCCAGAAAGGCCACGGAGACCGGCUACUUACGCCACCGCCCGGACCAGACGGACCUACAUGCUGCCAGCCUCGUCGUCCAGAGUGACUGUGCGGCCGCCGCUGUUCUAUGAAGGCAGGAAGAGCCGAGCAACCAGAGCGACAACGAAGACCAGCGGGACCUUCAACAGGGACAGCUUUGUCUAA